AUGAGCUUGUCGCAGCGGUCGGGUCCGCGGAGCGCCCGCCAGAAGCUGACCGCCGCGGCAGGCAGCCGUGCCUUCAAUGCCCACCGUCACGACGGAUGUUUGUUUCAAGCUCACGGGAGGGUGACUGUGUCGCUGACAGGGAAGAGUUCCGUGCCAGAGCUUCCUGACUCGGUUCAUCAGGGGGAUCCAAAUCGCUUUGAUUCUGAUGACAGAAAUACAUCGGAGAUGAAGAGGCGCGUGGAGAGACGGUGGGUGCGCUGUGCAGUCCUUUGCAACGAACAAAAAGGAUUUGCAGAAGAAGAUGGCAUGCACCUUCGGUUGCACCUUGCUGCAGGCCUUUGUCUGGUUGGCUGUACCCUUGGGCCAUCGAAGGCAGGCACGCUGCCUGUUGAGUGGUGGAAGCAAAACGCCGGCCGCGUCAACGUGGCAUGCGAUGGGCACCUAUGCCUUCGCCGCAGCAGGCAGGCCCGGCUGAAAUGGCUGAAGGACCCGAAGAUCACCGCUAUCGAGGUCGACGUCGCUAUGGGAUACUUAACAGGACCGAGCGGAAGCGGAACCGCUCUCGUCCCUGUCAUGGCGCACCCGCCUGUCCUCACUUCCGACCUUUCCUUCGAGACAUUUCUUGAUGAAGUCAUUCGUGACGGCCGACGUCAUGUUAAGUUCGACUUCAAGGACCUGGAGGCUGUGCAGCUCUGCUUGCCGCUGCUGGCAGAGCACAGCGAGAAGCUGGCUGCGAAUGGCCAGGCCGUGUGGCUGAAUGCAGAUGUACUUCCGGGCCCAGGACUUCGGGGUUGGCGUUGCGCUGUUCCUGCCGACGCCUUCUUCGAAGCCGCGCAACGCCACUGCCCAGGCGCGCACCUGAGCCUCGGCUGGAAAGCGAAUCCCGUGGGUCUGGAAUCCUACACAGAGGCCGACUGCAAGGCAAUGGCGGAGCUUUUCAGACGGCACCGCCGGUCGGCGAAAGGCGGGAUCGUCUUUGCUGUGGCGGCGCGCGCCGCCUCCAAAAACCUGGAGCCUUUGGUUGCGCUGCUGUCCCAGGUGCCUGGAAGCCAACUGCUGUUCUGGACAGGCACCUGGGAGCCACCGAUCCUUGCCGCUACAAAGGGCCGCUUGCGUGAGGCCUUCGCGGCGCUGGGUUUGGGGUCGCGCUGCGGCUUCGACGUGCGCACCGUCGACCCUCCCAGGCUAUUCUUGAAGUGGAUGGCGGGAGUGACUGAACUCGUCACGGGCAUCAGCAACACCAUCGCCAGGGCAUUGGCCCCCCAGCUUGUAGCAAUUCAGUAA
Molecule: messenger RNA, 1284 nt
Organism: Symbiodinium sp. CCMP2592
Lineage: Eukaryota; Dinophyceae; Suessiales; Symbiodiniaceae
Source: the annotation of a GenBank genome assembly